Siniperca chuatsi (mandarin fish) is the source of this 888-nucleotide messenger RNA. Its product is annotated as protamine-like protein. Gene Ontology annotation, cellular component: nucleus; nucleosome. Bases 90 to 653 code for a protein of 187 amino acids. Gene Ontology annotation, molecular function: double-stranded DNA binding; nucleosomal DNA binding; structural constituent of chromatin. The transcript has a single exon. NCBI's taxonomy places the organism in Eukaryota, Metazoa, Chordata, Actinopteri, Centrarchiformes, Sinipercidae. The record is from RefSeq and is a predicted model, not a curated record. Gene Ontology annotation, biological process: negative regulation of DNA recombination; chromosome condensation; nucleosome assembly.
AACCUGUCAAGAGGGCACGCAGAUAUAUCACUCUGUCCUUUUCUCUCAGUGGAUCUCACUCACUUGAUCCUGACAUUAGCGCUAUUACAAUGUCUUCUGCUGUGACUGCUUUGCCCUCGGCGGCUCCGGCCAAAUCUCCCAAGAAGAGAGCCAAGUCUCAGAAGAAGAAGACGGGUCCCACAGUGUCAGACCUGAUACUGAGGGCCGCGUCCGCAUCCACAGAGCGCGGCGGCGUGUCCCUGGCAGCCCUGAAGAAGGCUUUGAAGGCCGGAGGAUACGACGUGGUGAAGAACAAAGCCAGAGUCCUCAUCGCCAUCAGGCGCUUGGUGGCCAACAAAUCUCUGGUCCAAACCAAGGGCACAGGGGCCUCCGGGUCCUUCAAGCUAAACAAGAAGCCUCCCACACCUCGACAGAAGAAGGUGGUGAAAAAGAAGCCAAAAGCGAAAAGGGUCAAGAGGGCCCGCGUCAGUAACGCAGCCGGAGGUGCCACUCCAGGAGCCAAGAAGUCACCUAAGAAAAAGAGGAAGGCAAAGAGUCCUAAGAAAGCCAAGAGGCCUGCUGCGGCCAAGAAGCCCAAGAAGCCAAAGAGUCCUAAGAAGGCCAAACGCAGGGUCGCCAAGUCUACCAGGACCAGGGCUGCUGCCAAGAAGUGAAAACUCUCCUCAUGAACACUAAAUGUUGACCAAACAAACCUUUCUGGUGGCUCAUGUGUGGACUAAACUUUUGCAUUCAUUCCAUGAACUUGACUUUGCUUGAGCUAUUUUACAGUUUUUCUAUAACAGAAAACACAUACUCUGCUGUUUUUACACCGUUUCCCUGCCACCAUCUGCCGUGGUCUGUUUAAAAUUGAAUUGCAAUUGUUGGAAACAAUAAAGCUGUUUUAUUUGA